UGUCUUCCAGCUAAGCUUCAAAUUCUGUGAAAUUAGAGCAGAUAUUUGCAUUCAUAUUCAUAUUUUGAGCUGGUUAUUGUUUUCAAUAAACGUGUGAACGGUACAUCGCAGCGGUGACAAAGGCUUUUAUGGGUGUUAAUACAUAAUGAAACAAUAGCACAAUCGGACUGAAUCGUUGUCCUGUGGUUAAAGGCGAUUAGCGAAAGGAAAGCGAAAGAAACGCAACAUGCUGCUAAUUGUAGGUGUCGCAUUCGCUCCCGCAGCUUUCAUCCAGCACGAAACACAAAACGACAGUUGUCCAGCUCGUCAAGAUCGAAGUACAUUUCAAUUUUACGGCGAUACGUUCACUACGAAGUUCAAUAGCGUCAGUUCGUAUACGGGGCAUUUUGAAGAGAGCGACGGCUGUUCGGCGAACACUUAUCGACCAAGUUACGAUCUUCAUUGCAGAGAAAAAAGAAAAUCACCACAUGAACACAUCAAUUCGAUAAUCGACGUGCAUGUAAACUAUAACUGCCCUUCUAAUCGUCCAAGACAUACAAGAAAGAGGCGCCGCGAAGACCAAAUUUCAAGUUUCCUUUCUUUGUUAUGCGGUAACGAGCGGUUGAAAACAGACAUCGAAAGUAGAUCUCUGAUCAUUAGCGAAAACAAUAACAGCGACAGGUCGACUAAUUUGUGCAGUAAAUAUUCUGAAGAUUUGACAAUUCCAUUUAGUACAGACUCAAAAAUCAAUUUGGAUCCGGUAAAAGUGGAAAUAUAUCAGAACGGAAGGGAAUCGUUAUGUCAAGGAAAUCGUCACAUGGGAGAUUUCAGGGGUUCCAUUCUAGCAGAAACAGCGGUUCAGAGUACACCAUCAAUAUGUCUUCCGAGAAACUUGGAUUAUGCAUACAAUUCGACGCUUCAUCAAAUGGCGGGACAGACGAAAAAUCGCCUUCAUCAUCAAGUGGGAUUUGGAAGCCCUUCGGUAUAUUUUCCAAAAUACGUCAACACUGUUCCAGAAGUAGAUAUCAACAGGUGCCUCAGCAAGAAGAGAAUGGUGGAGGAAGUAGAGGAGAAUCAGGAGAUGAGGAUGAAGAAAAAGAAAAUGUCGGAAAAGAAGUAUCACCGACACGCCAAGCCACCGUAUUCUUACGUGGGUUUGAUCGCGCUCGCUAUUCAAAGUUCUCCGACGAAGAUGCUCAAGCUGUCGGAGAUUCUUUCCAAGAUUAGUACUAUGUUCCCCUUCUUCAAGGGGGAAUAUCAGGGGUGGAGAGACUCGGUUCGGCAUAAUCUUUCUCAAAAUUCAUGCUUUAAAAAGGUUCUUCCCGAUCCCUCUCGACCCCAUUCCAAGGGAAACUAUUGGACAGUAGACAUCGCUAAAAUACCACCAGAUAAACUGAAACGUCAAAACACCGCUGUAUCAAGGAACGUGGCACCUGGAUUUUCUUACGCGAGAGAUCUGAAUGAUAUUUUCGACCUCGAAACCGGGCAAUUGAGAGCUUCCGCAAAGCAUGUUACGUCGUUACAAGAUGGAUUUUUCGACAUAGGAUCAUUCCCAAAUGAAUCAUACUGUGGAUCCACAACUGGCUCUUCUAACUUGGAACGACAAAGCGCUGGCUAUACGACGUCGUCAAGCAACUCUGGAAGCUUAGCACCGACUCCUGGCAGCAAUGUAUCAGCUGACUUUUCCCAGUUUUCACCGCCAAAUAUCUUUCCCGAAGAGAAAAUCACGAUUCACAAUGAACCACUUGCAUCAAUUCAACAACCAGACGAUGGCGGUAGAGGAUCUGCAUUGCAAGCAAAUAAUUGCGCGAUGCAGAGUCUCGCACAGUUGCCAUCACUGCACAGCCUGCCAACACCGACUCCUCAAAUAGAGAACUGCAGUGAAAUUGGAGCGGUCUCUUCGGGACUGAAUUUUCCGGAUCUGUCACUUGCCAAUGGAAUGCAACCCUUGGACACAAGAAGGUAUUCUUCAGACAGCCCUGUCCCAACUGAGACGUCUUCGGAUUCUGAAACUCGACAUCUAGCGCAAAGUAACAGUGAUAAAUCAAAAACAAACAAUGGCUGUAUGAGAAAGAGAAAGAAUGCUAAAUAUAACAGACAAAGAAGAUUGCAACAUGCUUUUAGGAGGGACAAAAGGAUGGCAGAGAAUGAGAACGCUCCAACAAAAUUGCUUUCAAAUUCGUGUGGUGCUAGUGACAGCAGUCGAUUGUCUUCCAAUUCUUCUACAAAUUCUCUUGAAAUCGCCACUGAGUCUUCUAAGAAACUUGUCCGUGACAAAGAAGAGAAAGAUAGUGAAGAUACGAUCAUGAAUAAGGUCGUGGAUGAUCAAGUUGAUCAAACAACUGUCUUACAUUACGGAGGCUCGAAAUCAGCAGAAUAUAUUGAUCCGGAUCAAGUUGUCAAAUCCAAAUCCCUGCCCGUGGUAACACCGGUCUCUCCACUGCCCUCUGCAAACUCCGAACUGACUGCUAAAGUUCCACCUCCCAAUCAAGCACCGUUCUCAGCAAUCGAAAAAACGAAAACACAAAAAGCGUGCACAGAAAUCGCCUCAAGAGACGAUUCUGGCGAAGGAAACAGCAAGUCAUUUGAACCGGUCGGUCCUCCAAACGUGACUUUACCAAUAUCUGAGAAAACGACUCAACUCGAUUCUGUUGUCACGCAUUUGCUUCAUCAAAAUAUGUCGCCUCAAAACACGGAUCCUGCUGUUGAACAUUGUUCAAAUCUUAACAACAAUAAUAUAUCAAAUCAAGUCGAGACAAUGGAUACAAUAAAUUGUGUGAAUCUCGCAGUUCCCAACAACAAUAUUUUCCCGGAUCAAUUCGAUUUUAUAAAAGAACAGGCAUCAAUAUUAGCCGGAAAGACGGCUAAUAUAACAAGUACUAUUCCACCUCAUCUUGGUAUUCAUAAUUCAACUGGUUUUGAAUUUGGUACCAGUAAUAGAUUACCGCGACAGCCCGUCUAUUUUCCGCCUUCUCCGAUGCCAUCAAAUCCCCCGACACCAUCUUCUUCUAUUCCUGGUUCUCCCAUCAAUUAUUUUCCGGGCGGUAUAAAUACUUUUUCUGUACAUCAAAACAGUAGUUGUCACCCAGAUAUUCCACAAUCCCAGUUCCCUUCACAUCAUUUACCAUUUCCGCCAAAGCCUUCGUUGCACGACCCAAAUUAUUUUUUAUCAACACGUCAAUUUUCUGGGAUGGAAAACCAUGUUCCAUUGAACACAUCGAUUUAUGGUCGGAAUAAUUUCACUAAAGGCACUGGUGCAGGUGUUGGUACGCACUCGGAGUUAUUUCCACAGACUUUUUUGAUGCAUCCAAGAUUGCAUCAUCCCGCUGCAGUGGUCCGUAAUCCUUAUACUUAUCAACAUCGUGCACCGAACUGGAGCCUUGUUCCAAAAUAGCCACAGUAGUAAAAAAUCAUAAUAUUGACUAAUUACUAUCAUUCGCCCGAAAGAAUUUCGACCUCCAUAGUUUGCAAUGGCAGCAGAAACGAAUACUACUGAAUAUUUUAAAAUGCCGUUUGUUACAGAUAUACUAAGACUUCAAUACUCACAUUUUUGUGUGAAAACCUCUGCAAAAUAUGCCAACUUCAUGAUUAUCAUCAUGUAUAUGCAACGCGCAUGUAUUUUCCUAUUUUAUAUUAUCGCAAUGUAUUUUAUGCCAAGUUUUAUUGUUGAAUAGGGAAUAUUUAAUCAUAUCACCUCACUUUUUUGCAAAAAGAUCAAUACUCACUUUCAGGGUUUUGGUUUUCCUCACUUCACAUGCUUUCUGAGAGCACGGGAGAACGUGGCCGUGAUUUUACCUGGUAGUUUGUGACCGGUAAUUUUUUUCAUUUUCUGUUUUGUUAUUGUUUAUUUAAGAUCAGUAUUUAUUAGUUUAAUUAACAAUGCACCGUGCGACGGCAUGGAGAUAUAUAGUCUCAACUAUACGAUUUAAUAGCUUUGUCUGGCGCAUAGCUUUGUCCAGUCAAGAUUAGUUUGAUUUGCACUUUUCAUCCCAUUAUUUUGUCAAACUUGGAUAUAUCGUAAAUUAACCGUCGAAACAAUGCACCUGAAAUUUUGCACAAGACAAUCUUUUGAUAUGGCAAAAUGUUUAGCUAUGACUGCCAAAUUCGGAUUACUUUCUUCGACUAUUUCGACUUCGAUUUUGUGAUCCAUUAUGCAUAUUUUAUUUUGAAUUCGUUUUUAGUAUCAACACCAUUUCUUGCUUGCAGUGGUUGUUGCAUCACGAGUUUUUUCUUACUGUUUUUGAUUAUCAUAUUUGCUCAACGGAGCAAUUUUAGGCUAUGUAUUUUUAGCGUGGCGUGUUAUAUUAAUCGGAUUUUUUGUUUCUCCCUUUUCUUUCUUUUUUAUUUCAAGAAUUAAAUUGAAUUUGACUUAUACUACCUAGUUGUUACUUUACUUUUAUUCAUUGAUGUAAUCCAUACAAAUCAGACGUAUUGGAGAUUGAAUUAAAAAUUGUGCCAAACGCUCACUCGUAAACUGCAUCCACGCAAAUUUAAACCCACAAAUUCUGAAUACUUGCAAUGCAACCAUUACUUUUUCCAACAGUAAGGCCAUAAAUGUCCAUAGCAGAAAUAAAAAAAAUGGUGAU
Styela clava is the source of this 4565-nucleotide messenger RNA. RefSeq lists its product as uncharacterized. Gene Ontology annotation, biological process: transforming growth factor beta receptor signaling pathway; positive regulation of transcription by RNA polymerase II. Gene Ontology annotation, cellular component: activin responsive factor complex. Gene Ontology annotation, molecular function: DNA-binding transcription activator activity, RNA polymerase II-specific; transcription cis-regulatory region binding. The record is from RefSeq and is a predicted model, not a curated record. NCBI's taxonomy places the organism in Eukaryota, Metazoa, Chordata, Ascidiacea, Stolidobranchia, Styelidae.